Molecule: messenger RNA, 543 nt
Organism: Thrips palmi
Lineage: Eukaryota; Metazoa; Arthropoda; Insecta; Thysanoptera; Thripidae
Product: caveolin-2-like
Exons: 4
Coding region: 1-543 (180 amino acids)
Biological process (GO): caveola assembly
Cellular component (GO): caveola
Molecular function (GO): molecular adaptor activity
Source: RefSeq, a predicted model, not a curated record
AUGAGCAGACUUUCUUCGAAAGAUGGCACCCCCAUCCUGGACUGGGGCUGUGGCACUGGAGAGCCCUCCACGGAAGAGAACGCAGGGACGGUGCAGGAGUUGGCGCCCGCCGGGGUGGUGGCCGUCGAGGAGUACGAGGACCGGGACCCGUCGAGGAUCAACCAGCACUUGCAGCUCCUGUGGGAGGACGUGGUGGCCGAGCCCGACGGCGUCCGCUCGCCCGACGUCACCUGGCGGGGCUCCGCGAGGCUGUUCCGGCUGACGCGUGACAUCGUGUACACGUCGCUGUCCUGCGUGCUGGGGCCGCCCGUCGCCGUCGUCCUGGGCGGCGGGUUCGCCGUCAUCGCCUUCGUGUACAUCUGGUGCGUGUCGCCGACCCUCCGCGCGUGCCGCGUGGCGCUCGGCGCCCUCAACACCCUCGUGCGCGCCGUCACCCACGCCACCCUGGCGCCCGUCACCGAGGCGCUGGGCUUCGUGUGCGCCAACAUCCGCGUGCGCCUGCAGCAGGGCGACGCCGAGGCCGCGCGCCCGCUCCUCGCCUAG